Molecule: messenger RNA, 6095 nt
Organism: Lytechinus pictus (painted urchin)
Lineage: Eukaryota; Metazoa; Echinodermata; Echinoidea; Temnopleuroida; Toxopneustidae
Product: CCR4-NOT transcription complex subunit 4-like
Exons: 20
Coding region: 124-2532 (802 amino acids)
Biological process (GO): protein ubiquitination
Cellular component (GO): CCR4-NOT complex
Molecular function (GO): ubiquitin-protein transferase activity; RNA binding; metal ion binding
Source: RefSeq, a predicted model, not a curated record
UGUUCUACAGGGACUGUAAAGCAGCCAUAUUGACAUUUCAACAGUUUGCAGUGAGCUUAUCUACUGACUGUCUGUCUUCUAUUACCCGAGCUUCUGUUUCUCUUCCCCUACCGUCAAAUCACAAUGUCGACCUUCGAUGACCCAGCUGAGUGCCCACUAUGCAUGGAACCUUUGGAAUUGGACGAUGUCAAUUUCUUCCCAUGCACAUGCGGUUAUCAGAUUUGUCGGUUCUGUUGGCAUCGUAUUCGCACAGAUGAGAAUGGUUUGUGUCCUGCAUGCAGAAAGGCCUACCCUGAAUGCCCCGCAGACUUCAAACCACUCUCCGAGGAACAGAUGCAUCGGAUAAAGAAUGAAAAAAGACAGAAAGAUAUUCAGCGCAAGCAGAAGAUAACAGAAAACAGAAAACAUCUAGCCAGUGUAAGAGUCGUCCAGAAGAAUCUUGUUUUUGUUGUUGGCUUGUCACAAAGAUUGGCGGACACAGAAAUUUUGAGAAAGCAAGAAUACUUUGGGAAAUUUGGCAAAAUUCUCAAAGUGGUUAUAAACCAGAACACAUCCUAUGCAGGAAGUCAGUCUCACGGGCCCAGUGCAAGUGCGUAUGUAACCUACCAGAGGGCUGAGGACUCGUUACGGGCGAUACAAGCGGUAAACAACGUACACGUCGAUGGUAGGACGUUAAAGGCUUCGUUAGGUACAACAAAAUACUGCAGUCACUUUCUGAGGAAUUCGCAAUGUCCGAAGCUAGACUGUAUGUAUUUACACGAGUUAGGUGACGAGAAUGCGAGUUUUACGAAGGAAGAUAUGCAGAUGGGUAAACAUCAAGAGUAUGAACAGAAGUUACUACAUGACCUCUUAGGAGGUGGUAGUAGUCACAGUCCCGGUUCCUCUACCACGACCACAACAACACACAACCACACAGCUGUAACUACAGCAUCAACAUCAGCUACCACUAACUCAUCAAGUGCUACAAGCCAUGCUGCAACAUCGUCGGGAAGGGAAAGAGCAAAACCACAAUCUAAUACAAGAAAAAAGCAGCCAUCGCCGCCCACCACACAGAAGUCGAACAGUAGAGGGAGCCCUAGUAUAACGACAAAUUCCUGGCCAUCGUUAAGUAAACCCAACAACACUGAGGGAGGGGAUGAAACAACUACACAAAGAGAAGAAUCUACAAUACACAGCCACACAACAAAAGACACACCUUCAGAUAUCGUGGACAGAACAGACCCCCUGCCUACCAGCUUACCGCAGUCCUCAACGCAGGCCUCCAACGGAUUGACCACAGAGGCGCACGAAAACCUUCCACAUCCGCAUAACAGCGCGGCGCCCCCUAUUGAUAUACCCCAGAAGAGAGCGAUAACGGAGACCGGUAGCCUGAGCAGCACGCCGCAUGAGGCUUCCCCACAGGUGCAAUCAGUCCCUGACCUGCCCCCACCCCCAGUGACAGACACCAGGCAACAACCCCUGUCGGGUCCCACAGGACCCCCUCCAAACCUGCCCCACCCCGGUAGAGGGGCCCCCUUUGGUGACAUCGCCCAUCUCUUCGGAGGCAACGGGUUCAUCCCCCAGGCUAAUCUUCAGAGACACGUGCCGGCGGUGCCCAUACCCGGCAUGCCACCGCAGAAUGAUUGGAACAAUGGUAGCAAUUGGACAGCUGGCAAUGAGCUUUUACCGGUAGACAGCCAUACAACAGACUGGCAAGCUGCUUUUGGUUUUACAUCGGACCCUAAAGAAAAGCACAAUGAAGAUGAUUUAGGCUUUGACCCCUGGCAGGAAUCUAGUCAAGGAUUAGCAGACUUGCUGGAGAAGGAGCUCCAGCUCAAUCAACCUUCAAAGAUCACCCAGCCUCCUCCCGGUUUCAACAGUCACAGUCAACCGUUUGUGCCCAUGCAUAGACAUGGAAGACCAGCUGGAAGAAGUAAAAUUCUACCAUGGGUCCACAGUCAAUCUUCACCUACAUCAGAAGCCACACCCACUGGACAGACAGGCCCCGCCCAUCCCCCGCCAGCCAAUCACGUGCCAAGGUUUCCUGCCCCUCGUUCAUCGAUGCCAGGUCACUCCCCGCACAACCCAAAUCCUCUGGACGGUCUGAGGGCGCUUCUUCCCAACAUCAACAUCAGCUUUGGUCAGUCGCAACAGCCUCCGCAGUCCUUCCUACCCGAGAUGACGAGAGUCAAUAGCCUACAACAGAACGCAGCUGAAUCAUGGGUGGGUUCCCCUACCGGUUCAUCAUGGGCGGUACAAGAUCCAGCGAUCGUCAGCAUCAGAAGCACCCUCCCCAACUCAGCAGAAACAAGUGGCAUGGAGGGUGAGGAGAAGCCGCACUGGUUAGAAUCCCUCCAGAACCUGACAGAGACAGACUCGCCCACACACACACCCACACAACAACAGACAAAUCGAUUCUUCCCUGCAGACCACAUACACAACAGAGGUGUUUCAUGGGGUAACCACCUUCCCCCUCCAGGCUUCAACACCACGCAGAUUAGACCGAUAGCACAGAAUACAGCUGAACCACACACAAUUACAGAAAAUUUGUAGCAUCUCGAUAUCAACAGUCUGGAACAGAACAUUCAACAUCACCCAAGCCUCUCCUGAUUAAUAUUGUAUAGAAGCAUGCAGACUUCAGCUACUACGGUGACCCUUGACCCAAGUAUGGAGUGACCUUUGACACAACUACAAAGCUCAGCUGAGAAGAUGAGAGUGACCUUGACACAACUAUGGAGGUCAGAUGAAAGUGACCUUUGACAUGACUACAAAGGUCGUAUGAAAAUUGGCUUCGACACAACUGAAGGUCAGAUGAAAGUGACCUUUGACAUGACUACAAAGGUCAUAUGCAAAUGGGCUCUGACAAACUGAAGGUCAGAUGGGAUGACAUUUGACAAAACCUUCGAAGGUCAAAUGAAAGUGAGCUUUGACAGAACUGAGGGUCAGACAAGAGUGACCUUUGACAUAGCUACAAAGGUUGGAUGAAAGUGGCCUUUGAACUGCGAUGCCAUACUACAUCUUCCACUUAUGAAUUUCAAUGCUUGAUUGAAUUGUUUCUUUUUUUCUUUCAUUACAUGCUAGUCAUCAUAUUUGACUGAUAUUAAUUUGAUUUUGCGUGAUUAGAGAGAUUCCAUGUAUUGGUAGGCCAAUGUGUGCUCCAUUAGUUAAAUUUGUUCCCACCAUUGCGAAAAUCCAAGUGAAAAAAGGGUUAAAGAUUAAUCAAUGACAUUUGUAAAGAUAUUGAUCUAGAUUUCACACUCAAAUGCUGUAUAUUGAACUAUGGAUCAAAUUAAAUUCUGGGCUCCGUCUUACAAAGAGUUUUGAUUGAUCCAAUCGUAACUCAAUGGAAAUUCAUCAGUGUCAUAAUUUUUUCUACUCGAAAUUUGCACAAUGACCUUUGUAAACAAAGAGAAGCACAGUGAAUUUUUAAGAAAAACAAUUAAUGCAUGAAUGUACAUCAUAGGUAGGAAAUAUUUUGAACGAGCAUGCAUAAUACAUGUUGACGUUGCUGGCCGUUCAUAGUUGCGAUUGAUUGGAUCAAUCGCAACUCUUUGUAAGACGGGACUUCAGGAUAUGGGCCACAGACUUCUGAGUAAACCUCGGAAAUUUGUUUCUCUUAGGGCUAAAAAAAAGUCAGAAAAAGGGGGAGUGAUAGCGCAGUCACAUUUCCCCUACGGCAAGCGGAAAGCAGCCGUUCUAACAUUUUUGUACCAGCUACAUAGCAGGUGGUUUGGAUAAAGAUGAAUAAAAUGGCUGUUUUCGACUCGCCUUACAGCCGCCAUAGGGGAAAUGUGACUGCAAAAUGUAGGAUUGAUUAACCCUUUGCGCGCUGAUGUUUGCACAUUCAUACAAUUAAAUUUAACAAUUGUAAUAAUUAGUUUUCUCCUCUACAUACAUAUUAGAGAAGCUUAUAAAUUACAAUAGUUCUUGGAUAACAUCUAUUAUAAUAAUCAUAAGUAUCAAUUGAGCAAUAUGUAAAUCAUGAAUUAAUGAAAAUAUCAUGGAAACAAUUGUCAUUAUCUUCCCAAAUUAAUUCAGCCUGCAAAGAGUUAAAAAUGGAAUAGAAAUGUCUAUCCUUUGUAUGGGCAUCGGCAUAGAUUUGAACACAUUACGUUGGUUAGGUAAAUUGGUACCUGUGUGGAACUUUCUCGUAGACAAUGCAACUGUAAUUUUCCCAGGACAAACUAUUCUGGUGAAGAAUAGUCGUCUGCGGCAUUUAGUAUUUAUUUAUCAUCAAUAGGGCUUUACAUUCUUGGUUUGUUGUUGAUGUCAUUGCGCCUACAUAUUCUCCUCUCAUUCUUCAUGAUCUUUGUUGGGUUUUUUUUAUAGCAGAUGCAAGCCACCCCCCGCCCCCCCAUCCCUUUCCACGAAAAAAGAAGGCUUAUCUCAUAUAGGGCCUUUUCACACGUGAAUCUUGAAUCAUCAUUGUAAUGAUGAUUGCAGUUGGUCUUUAGAGUCAUCGGACCUUUCACACGCUCACUCGAAAACUGAUUUUAAUUUGAAUUCAAAGCACUGCAUCGCAUAUACAAUAUGAUGAGUGCAUGACAAUUGUAUUAUCUAUUUGAGUGAAACUUAACUGGAAUUCACCUCCGGAGUAGACUUUGAAUUCGUGAUUGUCAUUAGCGUUAUUUUUCACUUUAAUCAUCGUUCAAAUUUUGAUUAUUUUACCGUGUGAAAGGGUGGAAAGUUGCAGCAAACAAUGAUUUCAUUAGAAAACAGACUUCUAAAGGUCAUCAACUGAUUAUACCGUAUUGAAUUAACCUAAGUUUGUUAUCAUGAUGGUCGCCACCACAGAUAAGCACAUGUUGGACAGAGUUGGACACUUUAUAAUCAUAGCAUGGAAAAGACCCAACAAUUACCUGGAAUACCGUGAUUAUUACAGAGCUGCCAACUAUUAAGAAAAGUCAUAAAUAUUAUGAUUUUCAUGUCAAAUUAUGCCAUUAUGUUUUUGACCUUUAUACCUCGGUCACAUUCGCUCUACUGCGGCCGUACGGCGAGUUGAAAACAGCCGUUUUAUUCAUUUUCGUUCAAACCACCUAUGUAUAGCUGGUACAGAAAAUGUUGAAACGGCUGUUUUCGACUCGUGUACGGCCACCGUAGAGCAAAUGUGACCAAGGUAUAAUUAUUACUCUUUUGGGCAAAUAUGUAACAUUUAAUACUAUAUAUAUAUAGUAAUGCAUUGAGGCAGUGUCGCCCAUCUGUAGGCAGCCAAGGAUGCUCAUUAUUCCCAUGAUUGUGUAUGUGUAUCUUUGUUUACAUCGCUCUUAAUGUUAUCAUCGCAUGCUUAAAUACUGACCCGAUCUUGUGGUUUUAAUGCUCUUGGAUUUUUCAUGGAUUUAUGCAAAAGAGAAAGUACCGGAUAUGAUUCUGAAUCUACGCCUUAAAAUUCAUUUCUUUUUAAGGAAUCUGUUCUUCAUAUUACCAUUUCAAAGAAAUUUAUACUACAGCGAAAUGAAAUUCUGAGUUUUAUGUCAAAAUUAUGACUUUUGAGCUUCGAGAUAACUAUUCUAAAGAAAUUUAUACUACCACGAAAUGAAAUUAUGACUUAUAUGUCAAAAUUAUGACUUUUGAGCGUCUCGAUAACUAUUUAAAAGAAAUUCAUACUACUGCUAAAUGAAUUCUGACUUUUAGGUCAAAAUUAUGACUUUUGAGCUUCUAGAUAACUAUGUACUACUGCGAAAUGAAAUUAUCAAGAUCCAUAUUUUAUUGUUCGAAAUAGACACCAGAAAUGAAAUACUCAGAAUUUUUUUUUUUCCCCAAUUGAUCGUGGGCCCGGCAGCCGCUGUGCAGGGCCAGAUCGACGAAGCUCUAUCCCUUUUAAUUGUUGAACACCAAACAGGGUAGCAGCAACUCCCAUCUUUUAACGUCUUUUGGUCUGACGCGGCCGGGGUUUGAACCCCCGACGCUCUACCAACUGAGCAAACACACCGGUUGGCUUGUAUGACUUGUAUGUCAAAAUUAUGACUUUUGAGCGUCUAGAUAACAAUUUUUUUUUUACUCUUCAUGUUGGCAGCUCUGUUAUUAUGCUAAUUUCCCAGCAAUUCAAGAUUUUUUACCAGAAUCGUGAAGCACAUAUCUUGUUUAAUUAAUACAUACAAACACUUAGGUGGCAAUUU